AUGCCAUUAAAACAAAUUUCUAUUUUAAAUGUUAUACCUGAUGUAACAUACUUAGAUUUAUCUGUUAAUCCGAUAGGUAAAUCAUUAAAUGAUGAUUCAUUCAAAAACAUAGUUAGCUUAGAAUCACUAUACUUAGUUAAUUGUCAAAUUGAAAUACUUCCUCCGAAAAUCUUUGCAGGUUUAUAUAGACUUAAAGUGGUAGACCUUAGUGAAAAUUACUUAAUCUAUAUAGAUUUAACAAUAUUCUCACACCUUACAAUGAUUGAGAUGCUUUUCCUUGAUGGAAAUAAUUUAGAUGAACUUAAUUUUGGUAUACUUGAUAUCUCAAAUAAUAAUAUGAGUGGUUUUGAUUUAGAGUAUGUAGCUGUCUUAAAGAACCUGCAAAUAUUGAACAUCGAAAGUUGCGGGUUAAAAAAAAUUAACAAACAAAUUAUACAAUACCAAUUAGAAGAACUUAAAGAAAUAUAUAUUGAUGGAAACUUUUGGGAUUUACUCUAG
Culicoides brevitarsis is the source of this 498-nucleotide messenger RNA. RefSeq names its product reticulon-4 receptor-like 1. Bases 1 to 498 code for a protein of 165 amino acids. The transcript has 4 exons. Gene Ontology annotation, molecular function: protein binding. Gene Ontology annotation, cellular component: extracellular matrix. Lineage: Eukaryota; Metazoa; Arthropoda; Insecta; Diptera; Ceratopogonidae. The record is from RefSeq and is a predicted model, not a curated record.